AUGGAGAACACUGGUAAGCUGUCAGGUGAUUUAUUUUCAGGAGGUACUUUUGGAGAAUUGCUGUCUGAGGCUCGAUUGGUUGAGGAAUGGGCCGAGAAGCUGGAAAAGGAUUUGCACAAGAUGUAUGGUGUAGUUCAGUCCAUCAGGUCGAUGGUUAUGGGUCACUCUCAUGCGAAGGGGAGGGUGUUCAAAGAUGAUCUGGCUGCUCGUUUGGAGUUAAGUAAAGAGGUUCGAGAGUUGCUGUCUGAGAUUAGCCAGAUUAAGGAAUGUUUUGAUGGCUCUAAGAUAAAAUCAUCUCUUAUUGUACGACUGGUACAAUAUGGAGAGCGGCUAGCUUCAGAGAAGAUGUAUCUGGAGCGUGAAUUCUCAAAGUGGCAUCUGAUAGUUCAGAAGUUGGGACAAGUUCUGGAUGCCUAUGCUGACGAAGAGAGUGAGGAAUCAGAGGAAGCAGUUGAUAAAAGUUCCCGCUUCCGGCGAGCCUUGCCUCUCUGCUCCUCCCUUCUCCACCGCCAGUUGCACAAUCCAAAAAUCGUUUCUCCCAUCCAAUCAGUCGCCUCAACUCUCUCGUCCGCCAAUGUAAACCCCCAACCCUCGGUUCCCUCUCCAUCUUCGGGUUUGCAAUCAUUCAGGCUCUUCAGAUCAUCUCCGGUUUCUCUCUCUUCAAGGAGGCAACGUUUUGAUGACGAGAUGGAAAUCACCGAAGAUACUAUUUUGUUCGAAGGCUGUGACUACAAUCACUGGCUCAUCACGGUUGAUUUUCCUGAUCCUACUCCACCGGAGGAGAAGAUUGCUACCUACGAGCGUGCGGCUGCUCAAGUGUUCGGAAGUAUGGACGAGGCUAAGAAGAGAAUAUAUGCUUGCAGCACGACUGUUUAUAAUGGUUUCCAGGUUGAAUGUUCAGAGGAAGUAUCUGAAAAGUUUAAAGAGGUUCCAGGAGUCGUAUUUGUGUUGCCAGAUUCCUAUAUUGAUCCUGUUAAUAAACAAUAUGGAGGGGAUAAGUAUAUCAAUGGACAAAUUAUACCCAUGCCACCCCCGAUGGCUUAUCUGAAACGUGAUUCUCGUCCAAGAUCUUCUCGAAACUUUGGUCCUCCAGGACGGAACUUUGGCCCCCCACCAAAUGCACCCCAUCAGCAAAACUUUGGCCCCACACAAAAUCCAUCGCAUCCGCAGAACUUUGGCCCUCCACAAAGUCCAUCACACCAGCCAAACUUUGGCCCUCCACAGAGUCCACCACACCAGCCGAAUUUUGGCCCUCUGCAGAGUCCACCACACCAGCCGAAAUUUGGCCCUCCACAAAGUCCACCACAUCAGCAGAACUUUAGCCCGGCACAAAAUCCACCGCAUCAGCAGAAUUUUGGCCCUUUGCAAAAUCCAUCGUAUCAGCAGAAUUUUGGUCAUCCACAAAAUCCGCAAUAUCAGCAGAAUUUCGGUCAUCCACAAAAUCCGCAAUAUCAGCAGAAUUUCGGCCGCCAUCAAAAUCCUCCGCAUCGGCAGCAUUUCAGCCCUACCCAGACUCCUCCAUUUCAGCAAAACUAUGGCCCUCAUCCAGUCCCUCAGCAGAACCAUCAUCUCCCUCCCAAUGCACCACCUCAGCAGAACUAUGGUGUGCAACAUAAUUUUUCACCUCAGCAGAAUUCUGGUUCUCCAGGGGCGCAUUUUCCAAGUCAACCCUCAUCUGGAGGGGUAGCCACAGGUCCCAGAGAUCAUAAUUGGGCUGGGAGAACAGACCUCCCAUCAGGAGAUCAGUCUGCUUAUGCACAUGGUAACAGCAACCUAUCUUCUGAACCUGCAAGAAGUGAAAACUUUGGUUUCGAGGAGCAAGGAAGGCGCUGA
Messenger RNA from Oldenlandia corymbosa var. corymbosa, 1833 nucleotides. NCBI's taxonomy places the organism in Eukaryota, Viridiplantae, Streptophyta, Magnoliopsida, Gentianales, Rubiaceae. The record is from the annotation of a GenBank genome assembly.